Messenger RNA from Emiliania huxleyi CCMP1516, 630 nucleotides. RefSeq lists its product as hypothetical. Bases 1 to 630 code for a protein of 209 amino acids. The record is from RefSeq and is a predicted model, not a curated record. The transcript is spliced from 3 exons. Gene Ontology annotation, biological process: maturation of SSU-rRNA. NCBI's taxonomy places the organism in Eukaryota, Haptophyta, Isochrysidales, Noelaerhabdaceae. Gene Ontology annotation, cellular component: small-subunit processome; Noc4p-Nop14p complex; nucleolus.
AUGGCCCCUCGCGCCGCCCGCGGAGCACGCUCGCUCAAGGCGGCUGCCAAGGCCUCGCGUGGCGCCGCCUCAAAGUUCGAGGCCGCUCCCGUCGAGCGCAAGCGCCACGAUGUGGUCGGCCAGCGCAAGCCGCGCGCGCCAAAGUCGUCCAGCGCCGCUCGGAAGCGGUCCGAGGCGGAGCGGCGCGAGACGCUGGCGGUGGAGUACCGGAACCAGCACCGUAGCAACGUGCUGAUCGAUGGCCGCUUUGGCGAGGCGGACGACAACCUGCCCGCCGAGGAGAAGCACUAUGCGCGGCUGCAGCGCGAGAGGCUUCGGCAGGCGCGCUCGUCCAAGUUUGCGCUCGAGGAGCCGUCCGCGGCGGCGCUCGACGCGGCGAUCGCCAAGCACAAGCUCGCGCGCCUCGACCGCAAGGAGGAGCGGGAGCGGGAGCGGCAGCUCGACGUGCAGUCGCUGCUGCUCGGUGGCGCCGCCGGAAAGGCGGCGGCCAAGCCGAGUGGGGCCGGCAAGGCGGGCGGCGCGGGAGGCGAGGGCGCAGCAUCGUACAGCGACUACCACACGCUGCUGGCGGCGAUGGGCGGGGAGGUCAAGGCGCAGCCGUCGGACCGGCUAAGGGGCCUAGAUGCGUGA